UGAAUGGUUGGGCUUCCGGGAGGACUUCCGGUGCGUGCGUGUUACUUAUAACUUGACUCAGCGAAGAGUGACGAGAGUGUUGUGUUGUUCCACUUGACAUUACAAUAACCACAAAAUGGAUCCUUUGAGCUACAGGGACUGCCAGGCUUGGAGAGCUGAGGGGCUUCCAUUGUCCACCAGCAGUAAUGAGGCGUGCAAACUUUAUGAUGCUAUUCUAACUCAGUAUGCUACAUGGCGGAAUAUUGACAGUAUUGGAGGAAUUGAGGGAUGCGUGACUGCUAUCAAGGCGGCUGAUCCGGAUUUUGUGAUGGGCCAUGUGGUGAGCACAGGCUUAGAGCUGUUGGGAACAGCAAACUCCCCCCGCCUCGACCAACGUCUGGCCAGCGCUGUGAAGAAAACUGUGGAGCUGUCCAACAAUCAAAACCUCACUUCCAGAGAGAGGCGCCACGUUAAGGCCAUGGAGUUCUUCUCACAUGGGAAUUUCCCCAAAGCCAGUUAUGUUUGGGAAGAUAUCCUGGUUGAUCAUCCCACAGACUUGCUUGCCCUCAAGUUUGCCCACGAUAGCUAUUUCUACAUGGGAGCCCAAACCCAGAUGAGGGAUUCGGUUGCUCGAGUGCUGCCCCAUUGGAAGCCUCAUAUGCCUUUGUCCAGCUAUCUGAAAGGACUGUACUCUUUUGGUCUGCUGGAGACGCGAUGCUAUGACCAGGCCGAGAAAGUAGCUAUGGAGGGCCUCGCACUGGUUCCAGAUGAUGCGUGGUCCGUCCACUCUGUCGCCCAUGUCUAUGAGAUGAAAGCGGAGGUGGACAAAGGGUUGAAGUUUAUGGAAGAGAGGGAGAAAGACUGGAAGGUAUCAGACAUGCUGGCCGGUCACAACUACUGGCACUGGGCACUGAACUUCAUUGAGAAGGGGCAAUAUGAAGCUGCACUGCAAAUAUUUGAUUCUCAGAUUUUCAAUCGUUGUAAAGCGACGGGUUCCAUGUUGGACAUGGUAGAUGCCAGCUCCCUGCUCAGCAGACUGGAGAUGGAAGGUGUAUUUGUGAAGGACCGCUAUCGGGAGCUGCUCCAGGUAACGCUGCCGCACACUGAUGACCACGUGACCCUGUUUAAUGACCUCCACUUCCUCAUGGUAUCCGUGGGAGCGAGAGAGACUGGUGCCUCUCAGCGCCUGCUGGAAGGCCUCCAGGAAUUGGCUAAGACACCAGGUGACAACCAGCAACAUAAGCUGGCUGGAACCAUUGGGGUGCCCAUGUGUCAGGCUUUGAUGGAAUAUGGCGAAGGAAACUAUCCUCAAACUGUGGAGUUACUUUACCCUUUGCGCUACAGUAUGGUACACAUAGGGGGCAGCGAUGCACAGAGAGACGUCUUCAAUCAACUGCUUAUUCAUGCAGCCUUGAAAUCGGAGAAUAAGCACCACCAGAGACUGGGAAGAUGUCUUCUGGUGGAGCGUGAAGCAGCGAGGCCAAACUCCCCUCUGACUGAUCGUCUGAUGCAGAGAGCCAUGGCCCUUCACCACUAGACUGAUUGCAGGGUGCACACGGCCCUAACCUGAUGUUCCCAUGUUUGAUUUCGGGACACGCUCCCACCAACUGUUGAAGGAGAUUACUUUUUUAGGAGUUACAUUUUUCCUGUGUGCUGUGUGCUACGUGUGCUGACAUUGUACGUUAUUGCUGAAAAAAAUCUUGCUACUCAACUA
This is a messenger RNA of Phyllopteryx taeniolatus (common seadragon), 1693 nucleotides long. It is a transcript of the gene ttc38, whose product is annotated as tetratricopeptide repeat domain 38. NCBI's taxonomy places the organism in Eukaryota, Metazoa, Chordata, Actinopteri, Syngnathiformes, Syngnathidae. Bases 116 to 1516 code for a protein of 466 amino acids. The record is from RefSeq and is a predicted model, not a curated record. The transcript has 14 exons. Gene Ontology annotation, molecular function: protein binding.